Messenger RNA from Coregonus clupeaformis (lake whitefish), 2142 nucleotides. Its product is annotated as basic proline-rich protein-like. The transcript has 2 exons. The record is from RefSeq and is a predicted model, not a curated record. Bases 1 to 2142 code for a protein of 713 amino acids. NCBI's taxonomy places the organism in Eukaryota, Metazoa, Chordata, Actinopteri, Salmoniformes, Salmonidae.
AUGCUGCCCAGCCCCGGGGAUCUGGGAAGCCCUCCAGACCCCAGGGCCCUCUCCUCAACCAGCCCUCCAGGCCCAGACCCCAGGGCCCUCUCCUCAACCAGCCCUCCAGGCCCAGACCCCAAGGCCCUCUCCUCAACCAGCCCCCCAGGGCCCAGGGCCCAAGGCCCUCUCCUCAACAAGCCCUCCAGGGCCCAGGGCCCUCUCCUCAACCAGCCCUCCAGGGCCCAGGGCCCUCUCCUCAACCAGCCCUCCAGGCCCAGGGCCCAGGGCCCUCUCCUCAACCAGCCCUCCAGGGCCCAGGGCCCUCUCCUCAACCAGCCCUCCAGGCCCAGGCCCCAGGGCCCUCCCCUCAACCAGCCCUCCAGGGCCCAGGGGCCCUCCCCUCAACCAGCCCUCCAGGGCCCAGGGCCCUCUCCUCAACCAGCCCUCCAGGGCCCAGGGCCCUCUCCUCAACCAGCCCUCCAGGGCCCAGGGCCCUCUCCUCAACCAGCCCUCCAGGGCCCAGGGCCCUCCCCUCAAUCAGCCCUCCAGGCCCAGGCCCCAGGGCCCUCCCCCUCAACCAGCCCUCCAGGGCCCAGGGCCCAGGGCCCUCUCCUCAACCAGCCCUCCAGGCCCCAGGGCCCUCUCCUCAACCAGCCCUCCAGGGCCCAGGGCCCUCUCCUCAACCAGCCCUCCAGGGCCCAGGGCCCUCCCCUCAACCAGCCCUCCAGGCCCAGGCCCCAGGGCCCUCCCCUCAACCAGCCCUCCAGGGCCCAGGGCCCAGGGCCCUCCCCUCAACCAGCCCUCCAGGCCCAGGCCCCAGGGCCCUCUCCUCAACCAGCCCUCCAGGGCCCAGGGCCCUCCCCUCAACCAGCCCUCCAGGGCCCAGGGCCCUCCCCUCAACCAGCCCUCCAGGCCCAGGCCCCAGGGCCCUCUCCUCAACCAGCCCUCCAGGGCCCAGGGCCCUCCCCUCAACCAGCCCUCCAGGCCCAGAACCCAGGGCCCUCACCUCAACCAGCCCUCCAGGCCCCAGGGCCCUCCCCUCAACCAGCCCUCCAGGCCCAGAACCCAGGGCCCUCUCCUCAACCAGCCCUCCAGGCCCAGACCCCAAGGCCCUCUCCUCAACCAGCCCUCCAGGCCCAGACCCCAGGGCCCUCCCCUCAACCAGCCCUCCAGGCCCAGACCCCAGGGCCCUCUCCUCAACCAGCCCUCCAGGUCCCAGGGCCCUCUCCUCAACCAGCCCUCCAGGUCCCAGGGCCCUCUCCUCAACCAGCCCUCCAGGGCCCAGGGCCCAGGGCCCUCCCCUCAACCAGCCCUCCAGGCCCAGGCCCCAGGGCCCUCCCCUCAACCAGCCCUCCAGGGCCCUCUCCUCAACCAGCCCUCCAGGGCCCUCUCCUCAACCAGCCCUCCAGGCCCAGGCCCCAGGGCCCUCCCCUCAACCAGCCCUCCAGGGCCCUCUCCUCAACCAGCCCUCCAGGGCCCUCUCCUCAACCAGCCCUCCAGGCCCAGGCCCCAGGGCCCUCCCCUCAACCAGCCCUCCAGGGCCCUCUCCUCAACCAGCCCUCCAGGGCCCUCUCCUCAACCAGCCCUCCAGGGCCCUCUCCUCAACCAGCCCUCCAGGCCCAGGCCCCAGGGCCCUCUCCUCAACCAGCCCUCCAGGGCCCUCUCCUCAACCAGCCCUCCAGGGCCCUCUCCUCAACCAGCCCUCCAGGGCCCUCUCCUCAACCAGCCCUCCAGGCCCAGGCCCCAGGGCCCUCUCCUCAACCAGCCCUCCAGGGCCCUCUCCUCAACCAGCCCUCCAGGGCCUUCUCCUCAUCCAGCCCUCCAGGGCCCUCUCCUCAACCAGCCCUCCAGGGCCCUCUCCCUCAACCAGCCCUCCAGGGCCCCUCUCCUCAACCAGCCCUCCAGGGCCCCUCUCCUCAUCCAGCCCUCCAGGGCCCUCUCCUCAACCAGCCCUCCAGGGCCUUCUCCUCAUCCAGCCCUCCAGGGCCCUCUCCUCAACCAGCCCUCCAGGGCCCUCUCCUCAACCAGCCCUCCAGGGCCUUCUCUCAACCAGCCCUCCAGGGCCCUCUCCUCAACCAGCCCUCCAGGGCCUUCUCCUCAACCAGCCCUCCAGGGCCCUCUCCUCAAACAGCCUCUCCGGACCACAGUUCUGGGAACUAA